AAAUUUUCAAGUACAACCUAAUUGCUACAAUACAUAAACUACACAGAACCGAUCAAGGUUGUAAUUUUACACUUUUUUUUAAGUAAAUGAUUGCCUUUUGAAUCAGUUGAUACCAUCGCGAUUUUUCAUUAUAUAACCGAGUCGGAUUUCUCGAUUUUAUCAAAACCAUUUACAUUAUCCAUCCAUACAUCAUCCAUCCAUACACUAAUUACAUACAACACAUACACAAUGAGACAAGCUACUUUCUCCUCUGCCGAAGAUGCUUCUGAAUACUUAGCUAAUUACAUCAUCUCCAAAGUCAACAAUUUCCAACCAACUCCAUCCAAACCAUUUGUUCUCGGUUUACCAACUGGUUCUUCUCCAGAAGGUGUUUACGCUAGAUUGAUCAAGGCUAACAAGGCUGGUAAGGUUACUUUCAAGAACGUCGUUACUUUCAAUAUGGAUGAAUACUUGGGAUUAAAACCAACCGACAAACAAUCAUACCAUUACUUUAUGUAUGACAAAUUCUUCAACCAUGUUGACAUUCCCAGAGAAAAUAUCAAUAUCUUAAACGGAUUAGCUACUGACAUUGACAAAGAGUGUGCCAAUUACGAAGCCAAGAUCAAGAAAUAUGGUAGAAUUCACUUAUUUAUGGGUGGUUUAGGUCCAGAAGGUCAUUUAGCCUUCAAUGAAGCUGGUUCUUCUAGAGACUCAAUUACUAGAAGAGUUAGUUUAGUUCCUUCUACUAUCAAGGCCAACUGUAGAUUCUUUGAAAAUGAUGAAUCUAAGGUUCCAAGAUAUGCCUUGAGUGUUGGUAUUUCUACUAUUUUAGACAAUUCCGAUGAAGUUGCAUUGAUUGUUUUAGGUGAAGCUAAGGCUGCUGCUUUAGAAAAGACUAUUCACGGUAAAAAGAAUGAUGCUCAAUUCCCAUCAAGUUAUUUGCAAGAUCAUCCAAAUGCCUUGAUUGUUUGUGAUAAUGCUGCUGCUGGCUUGAAGUCAAAAUUAUAAGCGUAUACCAUUUAUCUUUCUUCUUUAUAGAGUUUAAUACAAAAUUUUUCUAGGUCUAAAUACUUCAUAUAUCCCC
Messenger RNA from Spathaspora passalidarum NRRL Y-27907, 1063 nucleotides. It is a transcript of the gene NAG1, whose product is annotated as Nag1p. The transcript has a single exon. The record is from RefSeq and is a predicted model, not a curated record. The coding region runs from base 229 to 987 and encodes 252 amino acids. Gene Ontology annotation, biological process: D-glucosamine catabolic process; carbohydrate metabolic process; N-acetylneuraminate catabolic process. Gene Ontology annotation, cellular component: cytoplasm. Gene Ontology annotation, molecular function: glucosamine-6-phosphate deaminase activity; identical protein binding. Lineage: Eukaryota; Fungi; Ascomycota; Pichiomycetes; Serinales; Debaryomycetaceae.